AUGACGCGUCCCAGGUUCUCUCGGGUUCAGCCAUCCCUGGAUGACCGCAUCUUCCCCACACAGCCCGGUGUCGCUGCCGUCUACAGCGUGAGUACAUAUACCCUGCACCACACACACUCACACAUUCCUACUGCACCACAUACCCAUACGCUCAUACCACACACACUCUGGUUGUGAACCUCGCAAGCAAACCUCAACCACAUCUCAGGUCUGAUGCACAGUCUGUUUAGUUCUCACAUUCAUAAAAUCUAGAAAACAAAGGCCUGGUGUGUGUAUGUAAUGUUGCGUAUGUGUAAUGUAUGACAGAAACAGAAGGGAGAUCACUUCUCAACCUGACCUCGGCCUGCUGCUGGAAAGAUGUGGCUUUCACCUCAGGGGCCCACUGCAACAUAGUGAUUCAUAAUAACCGUCAGCAUCACACCCCACCUACCCCUGCUGUGCCCCCAGUCCACUUACUCUGAUGCAUGAGCUGACCCCCUCUCCACUGCAGUGUGUGUGUGUGUGUCUGAGCUGCUGCUCUGCUAGAUGAUGCUGUGCUGAACUGGAGGUAAGGGUCUGUGAGGGGGAGGAGACAGGAGACAGGAGCCACCCAUACAUUGGAGAUGAUGCUGUGGAUUAUUUGAGAACGUAUGAAAAAUAGAACAUCAUUUUCAGAACCUCUGCUUGGAAACCAGACACCGGCAUCUCUUCCUAUUGAUUGUGGUCCAGUGGAAGUAAAGCAUAAAGGUUUAUACACAACAGGAGUCGAAAACCAAAUCUGUAAUAAUGCACUGAGGUUAUCAACUUUGCUAUCUCACUUGUAUUUAAGUUGAAUACAGAUUUGUGCGCAAGGUAGUUUUGUCAUACGUUGUCUGAUGUAAUUGAGGUCCUAUCACGUCAUGCUAGCUAGUUGAUAAGGACAUACACAGCAUUGAGAAGUGUCAGUUGCAAAUGACUGUGUGGGAUUGGUUAGCGGUUUGAAAGGCUUUGGUCUGCUCUGCUGCUGAGGAGAGGGCUGCUUUCUGGACUCUCUUCCCCUGCAUGUGUGGCUCCUGCCCCUCCCCCACCCCGACUGUCACACUGCGUGUCAGUGGAAUCAGUCACCGGCAGAGACUCCUCCCCUGGCAACAGAAGUCAGAUUAGCUGCUUUAUCCUGGGUCAACCAGGGGAAAUGGGCCACACAGAGAGAGAUGCUAGGGAGAGUAAACCAGCGUUAAGAGAAAAACAGUAUAAUUUUGUCGUAGGACAAACAGAGGAGUGUUACCGCUACCUCACAGAGACUCCUGUGCAGAAGCAGCAGCGGUGUAGGCAGCACCUGCCUGCCUGCUGCCUGCAUUAUCUGCUGUGCCAGGCCUGCUGCUGCAGCAACACCUGCAGUGGGUUACAGCUCACAGUAGAGCACAGUGGCAAGGCAGGGGGAUAGUACAGCAUGAAGCACACUGCCUGCAAAACACUGCAAAGGGAAAGACCGGGCAGCACUUCACAGCCAGGGCAGAGCCUGAGUCUGCACAGCAGGGCACAACACACUUCAUGUCCAGCAUAGGCUCCUCUGUACAGAAACAGACAGGGGUUAAUCCCUGCCUUAGCACCUUAUUUAUAUUCCUCAGCAGGAGCAAGUCUAAUGACCUGUGGAAUCCUGUGCAUGUGUGACUGUGAACAUUCUCUGGGUGAUUCUUUGCCAAAAUGUAUACAGCUUCAACACACUAACAAAUACCGGAUAUCAUGUAACUCAACACACAUACAAGCAUAUACCCUCUAUCUUCCUAUGUCUUCAGUGACUCUUUCAUUUUGUAAUCAUCUGAUGUCCUCUCUAUCUCUCUCUGUGUGCUGUAGGUACCGAGGCACCCUGGUCCUCCCUACACAACUCACGACUACACAAAGGGACACCCUAACUUGGCGGGCACGCCGCCAGGGCAUGCCCACUCGCAGGCGCUCUCUCAGGUAUCAUUACCCACAGCUUCCCCAUAUCGCUACCCUAAGGGCUGGGAGGCAGGCGGAGGGGUGAGUGUAGCCGAGUCUCCGCCGUCAUCCUCUCUGCAUCUGACCAUUAGUCUGUCCGUCCGUCUGCCUGUGUGUUUGUCUGUAUUUCUCUCGCUCUCGCUAACAUCUUUAUCAAAAUGCCUGUUGCAGCGUGCUUCGAGUGUGUGAGUUUGUUAAUGAGUUAAAUACACAGAGUGCCUGUUGAUUGGUCGACGGUUGUGUUUUUGUAACUCUGUAUGUCCUGUGCUGUUUGUCAAUAGUCCAAGAGAAGCACAUUUGUCUUAAUGAUCAGAAUUCCACAGGACAUCAGCAGCUUCCAGACUGCUGCGGCGCUCUCUUUUUUCCUCUCUGCUCUCCAUAAGAGCCUGCUAAAGGGGUCAUCAAUUUGUCACUGAGACAGCAAGUCAAUUACAUUGCUUUUGCUGUGACUUGCUAGUUUCUCCUACUGCCUUGAAGUGCACACGCACACGCACACGCACACACAUACACACAAUCAAAAACACUUGGUUGCAAUUCCAUAAUGUGUCAGCCUUUGCGGAAGCUGUGUGUGUGUGUGUUGAAAGGGUUCCCAUGACCCUGUGUGUUCACCAUGGUCCCCCCAGCCCACACACUGCCUCGGCCUGAAGGAGCUGCUCUCUCUGGCCUAAUAAUAGUGUCUGCAGCCGGUGGCACAACUUUAAUUAUCCCAGCUAUAUAGCCACACCACCAGCCUCUCAUGAGGACAAGAAGAGCUGCUUAAAUUCCCUACACUGCACACAUGAAGUGAUGCGAUACAGGGGCUGGUAUUAUAAAAGCUCCUUGGAGAUGUAGUCAAGCACAAGAUAUCCCCAUAUUUAGCUCUCAGGCCUAACCCCUGCAGAAUGUACCAGAUAGGCUGAGACAUUGGUCUUUUUCAGUGUUUAACUAGACUACUACAGUAGAUUUACCAUGCUAACACACACACUGUCCAUUAUUCUCCAUUGCUGAGGAGAACAACAGUUUGGUUGGUCUAAAUAAUUGUGAACUCAGGUGAAAUGUCCAAACUGAUGAGUCAUCCCAUCUCUCAUCAGCUUGUUCUUAACUACUAUUUUCCAUCUCUCUUCCCUUUUUCUCUGUCCUAAAUACGACCCCUUCUCUCUGUCCUUUCCUCUCUUUCCUACAUCCAUCCAUCCCUCUGUCCCACCCCUAUGACAGUCUCCAUACACCACUGGACAGAAUACUGGCUCAGCACCUCUAGUGUACUCUCCUCAGACCCAGCAAAUGAACACACAGCCGCAGAGUCGCCCG
Messenger RNA from Coregonus sp. 'balchen', 3225 nucleotides. Lineage: Eukaryota; Metazoa; Chordata; Actinopteri; Salmoniformes; Salmonidae. The record is from the annotation of a GenBank genome assembly.